Molecule: messenger RNA, 2708 nt
Organism: Culex quinquefasciatus (southern house mosquito)
Lineage: Eukaryota; Metazoa; Arthropoda; Insecta; Diptera; Culicidae
Exons: 4
Coding region: 1167-2132 (321 amino acids)
Molecular function (GO): nucleic acid binding; zinc ion binding
Source: RefSeq, a predicted model, not a curated record
ACAUCCUCCGAUCAGUCUCCGUCGGAUCGUUGCGUUGCGAGGUCUUGAAAAUUUCCGGGCUGGUUUCUUGUCGGUGUCCCAUGUCGGGAUUGAGGGGGUAAGAGGAGCACAUUUUUUUGUGGGUCAACAUACCUUGGUCCGCGAUCGGUCAGUUUGAGCGAGGGGAGCAAAACGAUUCAGGUGUGUGCUCCUGGAGUGCGAGCGCGGACGCAUGGUAGCUGAUUGGCCACAUGGCCUGCUGCAGGCGCCACACCGGUUUGUGACCUGGCCGGCUGCAACUGGGCGGCCAUCUUGGAUGUGUUUGCAGUGAGGUGCAUGCAAGGAUAGAUUUUGCAACGCAACGGUUUGGAUUGGAUUGACCGUGCCUUGAGGAAUUUCACGAAUUUCAUCACGCAUUGCGGGGAAUGGUCAGUGGAAGACGGAAGACAGACAAAAAAUACUUUCGAAUAAACAUGUCACCGAGUUGUGCGAUUUGGUGAAUGUUUAAAAUUGCGACCUCACACUCUUAGGGGAGUGUGUCACGGAAAAGCAGGAAGAAAAUCGCACGAAAAACAAUCGUUUGAAAAGUCGCGAAAAUCUUCGAACAUCUCAGAAAAGGUGAACCAUUUUCCACCGUACAAGUGCGUGUGCUGAUGAUGAUUUUCGGGAAGAGAGCGCUCGCGUGAAGUAAAGAUCAACUUCACUUAGACCAUUUAGGCUAAAAAUAGUCCAAAGAAGGGAUAUUUAUAGUUUAAAACAACACACGAACCAAAGUAGAGUCGUGGACGCGUGUUCGAACCUCCCUGGCUGGCCGUGGACUCCGUCGAGGCCUACUGAGGGAAAAUAAAAGGUGCGCACUGUGGGUAUCAAAUUUUCGGUUCUGCGGGAAAGUUACGUACCGAAAUAGUCCGAAAACCAAGCGAGAAACACAAAAAGAGAAAAAUCAUUGCGCCUCGCAUUACAUGCUGUGUUUUCGUUGAAGAGUUGAGUGGAAAUUUCGAGGAAAACAACAACAAAAGCUGGCUGCAAAUUGUGUCGCGUGAAAGGGGAAGAAAAAACACGCGGGUGGAAAACCAAAAUAAAACGCACAAAAUUUAAUCUCAGCCGGUUGAGGCGUAGAAGAACUCGCGUUGGCAGGCCUGGAGAACGUGUUUUGUGAUAUCGAACGGAGCCAGUAGAUCGUCGCGAUGGGUUUGGAGGGGGUCCAGCCGCGCUCGAAUGGGACCAACGGGCUGUACUCAUCGUCACUGCAGUGGUACUAUCUGCCCAACGUGGACCAUUCGAGCGAAUCGAUACAGCCCAAUUCCAAACUGUUUCCCGCGCUGUGGAGCCCUUUUCCAACGUCGCAGAGCUGCGACGAUUCCAUCUCACCCCUUGCCGAUAGUAUUACCGACCUUUGUGACCAGUUUACCGACCUCACGCUAUUCGGCCUGGGCCGGAACCAAACCCCGAACCAUUCUACGACCCAAGGUCAACUGCUCCAACAACAUCACCAUCACCCUCAUCAUCAGCAACAGCAGCAACCACAGCACAUCGCACAACCUCUGGCCAGUCCCAGAACCUGUAACGGGUAUUCCAACGGGCUGGAGUGCUUGAACGGGCUUGGGAAUGGUUGUAACGGGGCUGGAACUCGCUUGAAUGGGUCGCUUUUGGGCAGCGGAGGGUACACGGAUCAACACCAUCUUCAACAUCAACAUUCGCUGCUGGGGAUCAACGCCGGACAGCAGAACCAAAAGUACAGCAAAAUUCCUCCGGCUAACUAUUUGUGCCACUUGUGCUUCAAGAAGGGCCACUACAUUCGAGAUUGUCCGCAGGCUCGUCCCAAGGCCGAAGGCAAGACGCCGUAUCAGGGCAAGAAGCGUUGCUUCGGCGAGUACAAGUGUCCCAAGUGCAAACGGAAGUGGAUGUCGGGAAAUUCGUGGGCCAACCACGGCCAGGAGUGCAUCAAGUGCCACAUCAACGUGUAUCCGCACAAACAGGUUGCACUGCCCAGAGGGCUUGAAGUACGGAUACAUAACGAUUUAUUUCCACAAUUUCAGCGUCCCUUGGAGAAACCCGACGGCUUGGACGUUUCCGAUCAGUCCAAGGUCCAUCCGCAGCUGCUGUGUGAAAAGUGCAAAACACUUGGAUACUACUGCAGACGAAUCCAGUAGUUGUGAAGAUCAACAUUUCACUAAAUUGUGAGAAAAAGGGCCAAUUUAAAAAACAGUGUUGUGUUAUCCCUUUUAUGCUAGACUUUUCAAAGACCAUCAUUCUCAAACUCUUUUCCGCGAGCAUUGCUUGAAGUAAACGAAGCUAUAAUUUAUGUUUUAUUUCCCCAUUAUGUAUUCACGACAGUUCAUUUAAGCACAUGAUUUAGUGCAAUUUUAAUCCACGAGGAUAAGGAGAGGACGAAUGUGCCAUAUUAUAAUUUUCUUUUUAAAUCGAACGAAUAAGCUAAAAAACAAACUAAAAAAGUACGCCCAGCUGCCAGUUGAAAGAAAGCUAAUCUGUAUAUAGUAAUGUUCUAUCGUGUUCGUGAUUUUUUUUACCUUGUUUGUGCUAUAAACUCUAUCGAAACCAUUAUAUAUAAUCUUGAACUUUAGAAGGUUUUUUUACCGCUGAGCGAAAGAAGAAAGAAGAUUACAGAUUGUUACCGUACUACAAUACCAGCAAAGCAACUUUGUGAAACUAUGUGCCAAAGAAUAUCUUUAUUCAAAAACGAAACAAUAAAAUGCGAACCAAAUCGA